This is a messenger RNA of Colletotrichum higginsianum IMI 349063, 1194 nucleotides long. RefSeq names its product Glutaminase-asparaginase. Lineage: Eukaryota; Fungi; Ascomycota; Sordariomycetes; Glomerellales; Glomerellaceae. The record is from RefSeq and is a predicted model, not a curated record. The coding region runs from base 1 to 1194 and encodes 397 amino acids. Gene Ontology annotation, molecular function: asparaginase activity. The transcript has 3 exons.
AUGAGAGCUUCUUACUUGUCGACGCUGUUGUUGCCAGCUCUGGUAGCCCAUGGUUUCGCCUCCCCAGUCGGGCCGGCCUCCGCACGGCAGUCCAAAGCCACGACAUCGAGCCAGCGCCACGGGUUGAAGUGGCUCGGAACAGACCAGUCGCUGCCAAAGAUUCUGGUUCUGUUCACCGGCGGCACCCUCGCUGAGGGCUCCGGUUACGGCCCCCUUGACGACACCCAGUACGGCCAAUACAGCAUCACUGCCGAGGACAUCAUCGCACGGAACCCGUACUUGUUCAACGUCUCCCAGUUGGCCGUUUCGAACUGGACGUCCGGCAGGACCGGCCCCUCGCCCAGUCGAUCCGACGCUUUCGUCAUGAACAUGACGCGCUUCCUCGACGACGCCCUCUGCUCCGACGACAGCGACGUCGACGGCGCCGUCUUCACCCACGGGACCAACUCUCUCGAAGAGACGGCCGUGCUCUUCGACCUCCUCGUCAACUGCGGCAAGACCGUCGUCGCCGCCGGCGCCUCCCGGCCCGUCUCGGCGCUGUCCGCCGACGGCGACGCCAACUUCUUCCAGAGCGUCGCCUUGGCCGCCAGCCCGGCCAGCCGGGGCCGCGGCGUGCUCCUCGCCUUCUCGAACCGCAUCCUGCAGGCCUUCUGGGCGACCAAGACGGUGCCCACGUUCCCCGACGGCUUCGGGCAGACGGCCGGCGGGAGCCUCGGCGAGUUCCUCAACAACAUGCCGUACUUCUUCAACACGCCCAGCCUGCCCGUGGACCGGCACACGUUCGAUCUGAAGGCGGUCGGCAACCACGAGAGCUACCCGUCGCUCCCAAAAGUAGACAUCCUCUUCGCCCAUCGCGAGUUUGACGGCGGCCUCGUCGCGGACGCCGUCAAGAGGGGUGCCAAGGGCGUCGUCAUUGCAGGCACCGGGAGCGGCGCGGUCCCCACCGGAAAGGAAGAGGUCGCUGCAGCUGUCGAGAACGGAACAUACGUCGUGGUCUCGACGAGGUCCCCCUACGGGGCCAGUACGCCGUCUCUGUCACCGACAUACGCCAAAUCGGGAUACGUCCACUCGUUACAGGCAAGAGUGAUGCUGCAGCUGGCCAUAGCCAGCGGGUUCAGUCAAAAAGACGUGGCAGACUUAUUUGAAGGGACGAUCAGGGAGGCCACCUUGCCAUCGUUCAUCUACGGCGUGUGA